Messenger RNA from Condylura cristata (star-nosed mole), 6851 nucleotides. It is a transcript of the gene KLHL5, whose product is annotated as kelch-like family member 5. Bases 285 to 2564 code for a protein of 759 amino acids. Lineage: Eukaryota; Metazoa; Chordata; Mammalia; Eulipotyphla; Talpidae. The record is from RefSeq and is a predicted model, not a curated record. Gene Ontology annotation, molecular function: protein binding. The transcript has 13 exons.
GGCAAAGUGGUCUGGCUGCUUCAGGAUAGGUGGAGGAGAGUUUGCUCUCAUUGCACGGAAUGUUCCACCGUGUUUCAUCUUUAUUCAUUGUCCUUUGUUCUUUAUAAUCUGAUAUAUUGCUGUAAAAGUAAAUGUAGAUAUAUACGUGAAUGUGAUUUAUUUUCCUUUCAAUCUGUUUAUUGUGUACAGCAGGGCAUAUACUUCUCUUGUCUUGGUUGGAUGCACAAAUCUGUGUGCAGUGCUUUUUUGCCCGUUGCCUAGACGAUCACUUGGUUUCUCUGAGGAUGUCUGGUUCUCGUAAAGAGUUUGAUGUGAAGCAGAUUUUGAAAAUCAGAUGGAGGUGGUUUGGCCAUCAAGCAUCAUCUCCUAAUUCUACAGUUGACAGCCAGCAGGGAGAAUUUUGGAAUCGAGGACAGACCGGAGCAAACGGUGGGAGAAAGUUUUUAGACCCAUGUAGCCUACAAUUGCCUUUGGCUUCAAUUGGUUACCGAGGGUCCAGCCAACUGAAUUUUCAGAAUUCACCUUCUUGGCCAAUGGCAUCCACCUCUGAAGUCCCUGCACUUGAGUUUACAGCUGAAGAUUGUGGCGGUGCACAUUGGCUGGAUAGACCCGAAGUGGAUGAUGGCACUAGUGAAGAAGAAAAUGAAUCUGAUUCCAGUUCAUGCAGAACACGGAAUUCUGAACUGUGGUGUUGGAAUAAUGAUAAAUAUAGACCAGUCACCUAUAAUCAUGUGUGUAAUGGAGAGAGGGGAAUAUCUUUACAUAGGACUUCCAAUAGCAGUCAGACAUUAUCAUCCUGCCAUACUAUGGAGCCAUGUUCAUCAGAUGAAUUUUUCCAAGCCCUUAAUCAUGCUGAGCAAACCUUUAAAAAGAUGGAAAACUAUUUGAGGCAUAAGCAAUUAUGUGAUGUAAUUCUUGUUGCUGGUGAUCGCAGAAUUCCAGCUCAUAGAUUGGUGCUCUCCUCAGUCUCAGAUUAUUUUGCUGCCAUGUUUACUAAUGAUGUCAGGGAAGCAAGACAAGAGGAAAUUAAAAUGGAAGGUGUAGAACCAAAUUCACUAUGGUCCUUGAUUCAAUAUGCAUACACAGGCCGCCUUGAAUUAAAAGAAGAUAACAUUGAGUGCCUGUUAUCGACAGCUUGCCUCCUUCAGCUUUCACAGGUUGUGGAAGCAUGCUGUAAGUUUUUAAUGAAACAGCUUCACCCAUCCAACUGUCUCGGAAUCCGUUCCUUUGCUGAUGCCCAAGGUUGUACGGAUUUGCAUAAAGUGGCUCACAAUUACACUAUGGAGCAUUUCAUGGAAGUCAUUCGAAACCAAGAAUUUGUAUUAUUACCAGCCAGUGAAAUUGCAAAGCUCUUGGCCAGUGAUGACAUGAACAUUCCUAAUGAGGAAACAAUAUUGAAUGCACUUCUUACUUGGGUCCGUCAUGAUUUGGAACAGAGACGGAAAGAUCUUAGCAAACUUUUGGCUUAUAUUAGACUACCUCUUCUUGCACCACAGGAAAACAAGAAUGCUGAGUAUCAGGAAAUCUGUCGAGGCAAUCAUGACAAGUUCCUGGCAGAUAUGGAAAAUAAUGCACUUUUUCGAGAUGAUAUAGAAUGUCAGAAACUUAUCAUGGAAGCAAUGAAAUAUCACUUAUUACCAGAGAGACGACCCAUGUUACAAAGUCCUCGGACAAAACCUAGAAAGUCAACUGUUGGUACAUUAUUUGCAGUUGGAGGGAUGGAUUCCACUAAAGGAGCAACAAGCAUUGAGAAGUAUGAUCUCCGUACAAAUAUGUGGACACCUGUAGCAAAUAUGAAUGGAAGGAGGCUACAGUUUGGGGUUGCAGUGUUAGAUGACAAACUGUAUGUGGUCGGAGGAAGAGAUGGACUGAAGACUUUGAACACUGUGGAAUGCUACAACCCCAAAACAAAAACUUGGAGUGUGAUGCCUCCUAUGUCUACCCAUAGACAUGGCCUUGGCGUGGCUGUGUUGGAAGGCCCCAUGUAUGCUGUGGGGGGGCAUGACGGCUGGAGCUAUCUGAACACUGUGGAAAGAUGGGACCCGCAGGCUCGCCAGUGGAAUUUUGUUGCCACUAUGUCCACUCCUAGGAGCACAGUUGGCGUGGCAGUACUAAGUGGAAAACUUUAUGCAGUCGGUGGUCGUGAUGGAAGUUCUUGUCUCAAAUCAGUUGAAUGUUUUGAUCCUCACACUAAUAAAUGGACCCUGUGUGCACAAAUGUCAAAAAGGAGAGGUGGCGUGGGAGUGACCACCUGGAAUGGAUUGCUGUAUGCUAUUGGGGGGCAUGACGCUCCCGCAUCCAACCUGACUUCCAGACUCUCAGACUGUGUGGAGAGAUAUGAUCCCAAAACAGACAUGUGGACUGCAGUGGCAUCUAUGAGCAUCAGCAGAGAUGCAGUGGGGGUCUGUCUACUUGGUGAUAAAUUGUAUGCUGUUGGAGGGUACGAUGGACAGACUUACCUUAAUACAGUGGAGGCUUAUGACCCCCAGACAAAUGAGUGGACACAGGUUGCUCCACUGUGCCUAGGAAGAGCUGGGGCUUGUGUCGUGACUGUAAAAUUAUAAAUUAGUGCUUUGUUUCCUGAAUAAAGAAAUCUUCUUCCUUUAUGAAUUUGCUAUAAUUAUUCUACUAUCAGUGGAUACAUUUUUAGUAAAUUUGCAAUGUCACAUUCCUGGGCACAAAGUGCCUGAUCUCAAAGAGAAGAUAUUAGACACAAGUGGAUGACCCAGGUCAGUACUUCCACUUCAUAGUAAACUCAGAACUACAGCUGGGGGGGUUGUGAACAUACAUUCCUGAUGUAAAAAAUAAGGAAAAUGUACUUCUCUUUAAUACGACCCAGAGUUAACUGGGAAUUUCAUUUAUUAAUAAUCAAGCAUAUUUUAAUUAAAAUAUCCACAUUUCUUUUAUUAUAGUGCAAAUAUACUAGGUAAAGCUUUUUAAUGUUUUAAAAUUUCACCAUACAUAAAUUGCAGUAAUCUGUAUUCAUUUAUUUAAUGACAACACUAUUUUAAUGACAAACUAAAAAACUAUGCUGUAUUAUAUAUACUUUGGUUAUAUAUUUAAUAUCUAAAAUUGGCUCAGCCCAAUGAAUACAGAAAAUAAUUAAAUAGUUAAAACAACAACCAAAUGAAAGUUUGAUAUGAUCUCUGGGGUCUACUUAAAUAUGCAUUCUAUCUAGAUUCACCAAGAACUACAUGUUAUAAUAUUCUUAAAUGGGAACUGAAACAUGGUAUUUGCAUUAACUUUAGGAUAUGCAAAUUUGUGUAGAAAAAAAAUGAAUGUUAUAUACCCUAUAAUGUUCUUUCACCUAGUAUUUAUGUGAAUUUGUUUUCUUUUAUAUUAUGAAAGAUGCUUUGAUAUGUCAAAACUGUUUGGAUAUUCUUAUGUCCUCAAACCUGUAUCUGCCUCGCCUGCCUUGUUUUUAUGUUUUGCCACAGUUAGUAACCCUUUAUGCUUCUUUGUUAUCAAACAGUUUGGGGGGAAUGGGUUUAAUGAAUGUUUGCAAAAUAAGUUUAAAGUGUUUACUACCCAAAGUUUUGUAUAUUUGUAAACUCAGUUACAUAUGUGAAUGUCAAUACUCUCAGUGAAUUGUUUAUUGUUUGCAAAAAUUCACUGAGCAGUAACAUUUUGUGAUAAAUCCUGUAAGAUAUAAGUCAGCAACUUAUAUCUUAAUAUAAAGACGACAUAAACAAAAUCCUCAUCUUUUAAAGUUCGAUAUUGUGGUUAAUAGAUUUUUGUAUUUUAUAGUAAGGUUGCCUUUACUUUAGUUGCUUUCUUUAAAAAUUACUCUUCUUUUUUUUAAUGAGCUGAUGUGAAAUGCUUAUGAAAUGUUUCUACCUGGGAACCCAAGAAACUGAGAACUUCUAUUCCCAAAACAAAUCCUGUGAUCAUUUUACUGGUGUGACUGCUAAGAAGGCAAUGGUAAUAGUGAAAAAUGCAUAGUACACAUGUUCUUUAUGUUUUGAAUGUGAAUUCAGUUAUUUUCCAGACAAGAAGGGAUCGCCGUAGAAAAUAUUUAUGGGUUUCUAAGUAAAAAGAGAAGAAGAGAAAGUAUAAGAAAUAAAACAGUCCUCCUAAGACUGAAGACUCAUAAAAAAGAAGAAAUAUGGGUCUUCCUUAUACCCACUAUGCAGCCUGUCUGUUAGCCUGUCCACUGAGAUACUUAGCUGCUAUUUAUGUUAACUCCAAUUAAUGGCUACCUUACGAAGAGUAAUCUUUGCUAAUGAUUAUUGAAUGCCUGUUAUGAACUAGGAACCGAGUUCUUUGCAUGCAUGCACUUAGUUCUCACAACAGCCUUCUGAGAUAUCUUUUAUCCCAUAAAGGGUAGUGUCAUUCCCAUUUUACAGAUGAAGAAAUGAGGCACAAAGAGGUUAGCUCCAAGAUUACACAUAGUAAGUGACAGAGAUUACAGUGUGUGCAGUUUGCUUAGGAAUCCCACACCUUAUCAUUCCUGCUGCUAGGCAGAAACCAAAAGUUACAUUUUAUGUGAGGAGUCAUUUAUUUUUAUGAAAAGGGAAAUGAAGAUUUAGGUUUUUUAGAAGUAAAAUUUGUAACAGUCACACCCCUAUCAGAAAUAUUUGUUUCUUUAAUACUGGUGGGAGACGUAGGGUCAAAGGAUAAAUAGAUUUUGUUUUAAACUCUAACGGAAUUUUUUAGGAAAGGAAAUGCAAGAAAACAUGACAUACUUUUCAAAAAGUCUUCUAAAUAUUAAAUGAAUUACAUGCUAUUGAACCAUGAACAAAUUUAUUCAUCAAAAGUAAGAUGUAUUUUCAGUGAAUUGGGUAACCUAGACGAAAUGCACAAAACUUCAAAAUACAAAAAACCAAAACUGAUUCAAAAUAAAUUAAAAACCUGAGCAUAACUAUAGCCAGAAAGUUACUAGAUUAAUAAUAAAAAGUGCCAAGAAAGAAAGUUCAGAACUAGAUGGUGUCACUAGUUAAUUAUAUCACCAAACAUUUAAAGAAAAGCAUCAAUUCUUACUAAAUUCUUCAAAAAAAAAAAAACCUAGGAGUGAACACUUUUCUAAUUUACUAAUUCUAUAAAGCCACCAUUACCUUGAUAAUAAAACCCCAAAGAUACAAUAUAUACCAUACACUAAGAUUUAUUGCUUGACUACAGGGGAGGUUCAACAAAUGACUAUCAGUAAAAUAACAAGGAAGAAAACAUCAUCAUUUCAACUAAUAAAAAAAAAAAAAAACUUGACAGAAUUAAACACCCUUUCCUACACUUAGCAGAUGAGGGAACAAGAGAAAUUUCCUCAAUCUAUUAAAAGGCUUUUAUGAAAACCCCAACUAAAUAGUGAGAGAUUAGUUUUUCCCCUAAGAUCAGGAAAAUGCCCAUCUCACCACACUGCUAGUCAACAUUGUACUAGAAGUUCUAGCCAGAGCAAUUUAAUAGAUGAUAGAUAUAUAUAGAAAGAGAGAAUGAAUUUUGAUUUAAAAGCAUGUAACUAACUUGUUUCUACAUAAUGAAAAUCCUAAAGAAUCCACCAAAAAUACUUAUAGGUAAUAAAUUCAUGAUGUUGCAGGUUACACAAUCAACACACAGGUCUGAUUAUUCUCAUGUACUGACCAAAAAUUUCUGAGAAAGAAACUAAUAAAAUUUUGUUGAAAGAAAUUGAAAUGGGCCUAAAUAAAUGGAAAGCUACCCCAUGUUCUUUGGUUGGAAGAAUAAAUAACAUUAAAAUGACAUUAAAAUCCCCUAAAUUAGCCCAGGGAGUCAACGCAGUCCUGAUCUAAAUCCCGAUGGUACCUUUUUUGCAGAAUGGAGAAAAUUGACCAAAAAACGAAAAAUAAAAUAAACCCUAAACAAUCUUUAAAAAGCAAAGUUGGAAAUAUUUUUUUAUCUCAAAGUUUAUUACAGAGCUACAAUUACAACAAUAUAGUGUUAGUGUAAGGAUAAACAUAGAUCAAUAGCCUAAAAUAAAAAAUACAGUAGCAAGUUAUGAUCAAUAUGCCGUGGUCAACAGAUUGUCAACAAGAGUAUGAAGGCCACUCAGUGAAUAAAGAAUAGCCUCUUCAAGAAAUAAUUCUAGGACAACUGAUACAAGAGAAUGAAGUCAGACCCUUAUAUAUAGAACUACUAACUCAAAAUACAUCAAAUUCCUAAACAGAGUAUCAAAAACUCUAAGUAGAAAACUUUAACAUAAAUCAUGACCUUGGAUUUGGGCAGUGUUUUCUUAAAUAAGAUACCAAAAGCACAAACAAACGAUAAAUUGAACUUCAUCAAAAUAAACUUCUGUGCAUCACAGGACACUAUCAGUAAAGUGAAAAGUCAGCCCACAGAAUGGGAGGAAAUAUUCACAAACCAUGUCUGAUAAGAGUAGUUACCAGAACAUACAAGGAACAGGUCCUACACGCAACACCAAAAGCACAGGUAAUUUUAAAAUGAACUAAGGACUUGAGCAGACAUUAAUGAAUAUUAAGUCCAACAAACACAGGGAAAAUGUGAACAUUUUUUAAUCAUUAGGGAGAUGUGAAUCAAAACCACAAGAAGACGUCAUUUCACAUCAUUAUAAUGGCAAUAAUCGCAAAAACAAAAUAUCAAAUGUUGGAAAGGAUGUAGAGAAAUUUGAACCUUCAUUGUGGGUGGCAAUGUAAAAUGGUGCAGUUUCUGUGAUAAGUGGUAUGAUGACUCCUUAAGAAGUGAAAGGGAAUUACCAUAUGAUCCAGCACUUCCACUCCUGGGUACAUACCAAGAGAAAAAAAAAAAAACUGCUGCAAACUAGUGUUCCAAACAAAAUCUUGUGUGUGCAGUAACAGCUAAAAGGUAGAUCCCAAAUUUUCAUCAGGUGACACUGGAAAAACAAAUCAUACUAUGCACAUAUAAAGGGAUAUUUUUAGCCAUAAAAA